Messenger RNA from Lotus japonicus, 825 nucleotides. RefSeq names its product class-10 pathogenesis-related protein 1-like. Gene Ontology annotation, biological process: defense response; abscisic acid-activated signaling pathway. The transcript has 2 exons. Gene Ontology annotation, molecular function: signaling receptor activity; protein phosphatase inhibitor activity; abscisic acid binding. Gene Ontology annotation, cellular component: nucleus; cytoplasm. Bases 100 to 576 code for a protein of 158 amino acids. NCBI's taxonomy places the organism in Eukaryota, Viridiplantae, Streptophyta, Magnoliopsida, Fabales, Fabaceae. The record is from RefSeq and is a predicted model, not a curated record.
CUCACAAAUCACACAAGCCAAUUAAGCUCUCAUUUCAUUCUCCCACUACCACUGUCAUUCUACUCUUGUGUCUUACUAGCUCAUCAUCAUCAAUUCAUCAUGGCUGUUCUUACUUUCACCGACGAGACCACCUCUACCGUAGCUCCAGCUAAGCUUUUCAAAGCUUUGGUUCUAGAUGUUGAUACCAUCGUCCCAAAGGUUAUUCCUGUUUUCAAGAGUGUUGAAAUUGUUGAAGGAAAUGGAAUUGCCGUCGGAACCGUAAAAAAAAUCACUAUCAAUGAAGGUGGAGAAGACAAGUAUGUGUUGCACAAAAUCGAUGCAAUUGAUGAGGCCAAUUUUGUAUACAACUACAGCGUCAUUGGAGGUGAUGGGUUACCAGACGCCGCGGAGAAGAUUUCAUUUGAGUCCAAAUUGAUUGCAGGGUCUGAUGGAGGUUCCAUUGCAAAGCUCACCAUCCACUUCCACCUCAAAGGUGAUGCUAAACCCACUGAAGCAGAGCUCAAGGAAGGCAAGGAAAAGGGUGAUGGUCUUUUCAAGGCAGUUGAGGGUUACGUCUUGGCCAAUCCCGAUUACUAAGCAAGCAUAUUUUCCAAGUGUUAAUUUGCUUAUAUAUGGUGUGAUUCAUCCAUGGCAUAUUAAGUGUGGUGUGCUUAAUUUGGCUAGAAUUGUUAUUCUCCUUCUUUUCUUUGCUUUUAUUGCGGAGUUGUGAGAUGUAAUACCAUGAGUGAUGUACUUCCCUUUAUCAAUAAAUAAUGAUACCAUAAUUACAAGAAAAAACUCUGUAUUAUCAAAGUAUUCCAGUAUAAUUAAGCUUGUAUUAUUUCA